CGUCGAUACGGAGGCGCGGCAGAUGGGCGUGGCGUGCGCUGACAUGUACUUCUGGUCGGUGAACCUGACGAGAAGAUGGGUCGGCUCCAAGGGCCGCGCCUUCAGCGCCGGCCAUGUCGCUGAGAAGGAGUCUGGGCGUUGGCUGCGAUUCGGCAAGGUGGAGCUGAAG
Molecule: messenger RNA, 169 nt
Organism: Prorocentrum cordatum
Lineage: Eukaryota; Dinophyceae; Prorocentrales; Prorocentraceae
Source: the annotation of a GenBank genome assembly